Messenger RNA from Mercurialis annua (annual mercury), 3120 nucleotides. RefSeq lists its product as uncharacterized. The record is from RefSeq and is a predicted model, not a curated record. The transcript has 7 exons. Bases 352 to 2799 code for a protein of 815 amino acids. NCBI's taxonomy places the organism in Eukaryota, Viridiplantae, Streptophyta, Magnoliopsida, Malpighiales, Euphorbiaceae.
UUUCCUUCUGAUUCCCAUAACACAUUUUACCUUGUUUUUGUUCCUUUUUUGAAGGUAACACAAUCUAUCUCAAUCUGUUUUCAAUUCCAAGCCAUUCUAGCCUCUCUUUCCCUGUCAUGUUUGUUAUUUUUGCACUCUUCUAUUCUUAGUAUAUUUCAUUCUUUUCCUUAUAAUAUAUACUUUUUUUGAGGCUCUUAGCUCACUAUCAUCCUCUCUUUUUUUGGAUUUCUAUUCAUUUUUCUACCUACAAAGUUGCCAUUCUCUUAUUCCUGUGGGUUUGAUUGUAUUUCACAAUCCUCUCCGCCUUUCGCAACAUGGAAAUGUAUAUAUUUUUAGUCUAGAAACUCGGACAUGGCGUCGCAGGUUGAGAUCGCUUCUUCUUCGGCUCCAUUCGGUUGCGUUUUGAAAGAUCAUAAUAGGCGCGAGCGGAACAAUGCUGCGUUUCAAAAGAAUCUUAAGGAAUUCGUGAGGGAUCAUCUUCAUACGUGCAUUUCUGUUUCGUCUGAUGAGAAUUCGCGCAGGACUCACGUCGAUAAUGGUGGUAAUUCUGUCAAUCAUAAUGCGCGUCGGCAUUUACGUUGCUUGACUAAUCAACAAGAUCACAACAGUGAUGAUAGUAACGUGGAUGAUGGUUCUGUUAUGAGCGGGAAACAGGCGAGAAUUUUUGACGGGUGGGCUGCGAAACAGGCUCAGGAAAUGGUAUCGACAAUAGAGAAUCCGAACCAUAGCCAGGAGACCGCCUUCUCGACUAUUUCGGAAAAGAUUUCGUCUUCUGGUGUGGCCUCCUCGCUCGUGCAGAUAUGGGAAGCCAGGAUGAGUCAACCUGCCAUUAAGAUAGAGCGGUCUAAUAGCUUCAAAAACAAUUCCAAUUCUACUCCUACAACAAGCAGGACAGCCUCUACAUCCAGCUACAACGAAAUCCCAUCAUCUUCUAUCGAAGAACCGCCGAGAAAUUCUGAUAUAACGGACUCUGCUCCGAAUGAGGACGCAUUGGCCGAUUUGGAAUCAACUGCGCAGAGUUCGGUAAAUUCCAGGAACUCUGAUGCGGGAGAGAGCGAGAGAGUUCGGGUUUCAGACAUUAUCAGAAGAUUGACAUCUGAUUCUGGCAGCGAUCAUGAGCAAGCAAGCAGUAUUUCUUGUGCCUCUGAUCAACCAGAGCUGAGAGCAUUCUCACAGAUUGUAAAUUCACCGAAGAUAAGAGGACGACAAGCUUACAACGAUUUGCUAUACCAGAUGGAACAAGACAGGCAAAGAGAGCUGGAGUCAUUGUCUGGGAAACAAUCUGUUUCGAGAUUCCCUCAACGCGGCCGCAUUCAGGCCAUGCUUCGGCUAAGGUUCCUGCAACGCGGUGUGGCUAUUCAAGAUCAGCAACGAUCACAAUCGAUUCGAUCAACAUUGGUAUCCCAUUCUAGUCGAUUCAAAAAAUGCUCAACCAUCAUGCAUCUCAGGGAAAGAUUUAGCAGUGGAGGUGAUGCUGAACAUGCUACAACUAGCCUGAAUGAUGCGGCUACUCCAAGAAACACUAAGGAGAAGCUGAAUGAUAUUUCUGUAAAUAAUGAAAAUAUUUCCCCAGUCAGCCAUGUGAAUGAAGAGAAUCAUCAUCAAGAAAUCUGUAUUGCCGAGCAGCAGACUGUCACGCCAGCAGAAGACGCGUUAUCACAGAUAAGUGGCAUCCAUGACGAAGAAGAAGAAGAAGAAGAAGAAGAGGAUGCUCAUGAAGAAACUAGUACAGCUUCAGAUAAUGGAUGGCAAGGAGCAAGUUCCGAAGGCGAAAAUUUUGAACCCCGAGAAGCAUUCGGAUCGAGAAUAUCCUUGAAUCACUGGGACGACGAAGAGAUUGCUGAUCAGCAAGAUUAUGAUUGGUUUACUGAUAUAGCUCGCCCGCGAAGUUACUGGGAGGAUCAAAGGCAAGCCUGGUAUCAAGAGAUGCUUAAUACUAGUUCUGACACUAGUGAAAUUAGACAACUUCUUGAAAGAAGAACAGUGUCGACUUUUCUGUCAAGUGAUUUUCGCGAUAGAAUGGACCAGUUGAUGGAAUCUCAUGUACAGAGACAAGUGAAUGAAGAUGAUGGAGAAGAAUUAGAUGAGGAAAGUCAGGAGAGAAUGGGACAGUUAAUAUUGUCUUUCUUUGAACAACAUUCACAUCAACCCGAAGAAGAAGAAGAUCAAGACGGAGUUGAGGAAACAGAAGAAGACGACGAAGAAGAAGAAGAAGAAGAAGAAGAAGGAGGAGGACAAGAAGUACUACAUGAAGAAGUUGAUGAAUAUGGAAGGCAACAAGAAGAAGAUGAUGAAGAAGAAGAAAGCCCACCAUCAGUGCAUUCUUCAUCUCCAUUCACAUCAUGGAAUUAUAGUCCUCAGAAUCACGGAGUUGUCGAUAAUUCUGAACACACUUCACUUCCUUCUCGACACAGACAAUACUUUGCUUCUCCAAGUCAUUCAUCAAUCGAAAUGGAAUUGAUACAUGAUUUAAGAGGAAAUAUGGAGCAAAUGCAGCGCGAAAUGUCUGAGCUCAAAAACUCAAUGCAGACCAUGCAGGAAAUGCAAGCAAAUAUGCAGAACUCUAUGAAGCAGGAAGCACAUCCAGUGCAAGAGGCAUCAAAGAAUGCAAUUGAUAUCGCAACAAAGAAACGCAAUUGCUGUAUCUGCUACGAAAUGCCUGUCGACUCAUUCUUGUACAGAUGUGGACAUAUGUGCACCUGUCUGAAAUGCGCCCAUGAGCUGCAAUGGAGCAGUGGAAAAUGUCCGAUUUGUCGAGCUCCAAUACUGGAUGUGGUGAGAGCAUACAUGGACUCGUAGAGCCAUCGAACGAGUUCUUGCUCUAGAGGACCGUCUAUCUUCUUCAGACCAACACCAAUUUAACUUAACCAUGAUACUGAACAAAAAAUACACAUUGUUUCUGUUUUUUCUUUCUUUAUUGUUUUCUUCUUCAUCUGAUGUGAUUAUUUCUAAUUUUUACCUUAUAGUCUCUCUGUAUAUGAUCAGCAAUUCACCACAAACUAAUUGUUUCUUCUUUCCACAUGUACUUUUGUAUAUGAUUUUUUGAGGAGUAACAACAUUCACAAACUCUGUUCAUACUUCAAUUUAUCACAAUUUUCUCCUUUCUAUGAUUCUGUUUUC